GUCUAGACGUGCUGCGGCAGGAUGCGUACCGGAAGAGGCGGGCAGAUGGCCGGAAGUGGGCCAGGGACACCCGGAACGCCUUGGGGGAGAUGAAGCCGGCGGUGGACGAGAUGUUCCCCGAGGGCGCCGGGCCCUACGUGGACCUGGAUGAGGCCGGAGGCAGCACCGGGCUUCUGAUGGACUUGGCAGCCAAUGAAAAGGCAGUUCACUCGGACUUCUUUAAUGGAGCCUGCCACUACACAGAACGUUUGUCACUCGUUAGUGGCAGCUAUGAUGUUACCUUGUCCGUCACAUGGUUUUCAGCAUAUCAAAGACCCUCGAAAGCCUGAGUCUGGGCGAUUUUUUGGGCUCCUUUUCAGCCAGUCGUUGCCUAAAAGGAGAACUAGUCUGCCUAGGUAGGUACAGACUUCCCAGGGAGCCUGUCUGUUCCCCUGAAGCAACGUCCCGGCUGCCACCAACUCCUGUCAGAACUGGGGGAAGUGACACUUGAGCCAGGCCUUGAGAACAGAAUAGCAUUUGUCUCAAUUCUCCAAGCAAGGGGGUGUGGGAAACAAAUUGUGAAAGGGGCGAGGCCUUUCCUGAGCAGCCUGUGCAAAAAUGCCAGCUCACAUAGCACGGCUUCGGAGGCCCCUUACCCUGGCCCCGCAGAAGUGUGACCUCUCCUAACACCACACAUUCUGAUGAUCUCCUUCGAAGCCGGACUCACCCUCCACCAGCCCAUAGCUUUAAACACAACGAUGUUCCAGUGUUCAUGUGAUUUCCAGACAUAGCUCCGACGAGAAAGCAUCUGUGAGAGGGGCCCAGCGAGCAUUUAUCAACAGCAGUUUAGGGCCCUUACCUCCUGGAGUCAGGCCAGAGAACACAGAAGAGCUUGUGCCCACGUCAGAGGCCCACUGACUGUUCACAGGUGCACACUGGCUGUCAGCUUGUGAGCAUCCCGUGUUCAGAAGCCAUCGCUGUAAGAGGGCCAUGUGGGCUUUAGA
Myotis daubentonii (Daubenton's bat) is the source of this 983-nucleotide messenger RNA. It is a transcript of the gene COPS9, whose product is annotated as COP9 signalosome subunit 9. The record is from RefSeq and is a predicted model, not a curated record. NCBI's taxonomy places the organism in Eukaryota, Metazoa, Chordata, Mammalia, Chiroptera, Vespertilionidae.